Messenger RNA from Fusarium graminearum PH-1, 2325 nucleotides. RefSeq lists its product as uncharacterized. NCBI's taxonomy places the organism in Eukaryota, Fungi, Ascomycota, Sordariomycetes, Hypocreales, Nectriaceae. The record is from RefSeq and is a predicted model, not a curated record. The transcript is spliced from 2 exons. The coding region runs from base 1 to 2325 and encodes 774 amino acids.
AUGGGACUUAGUCCUAAUGCGGAUGAUUUAUUGAGCUCUACCAGAACUGUUGGCUCCAGUAACUAUCCUCCAUCUGAAUCUGGCCAAAAACAAGAGCAAGUUAUUCACGAGUAUGACUCAGAAAAAUCUCGCAGACGCCUUGAGGAGCACGGCUACCAUCAUUUGGUAACCAGCAAGUCGGUCCGAGAAGUCCUUGAAGACUUUAAUUCCAAAGUCAAGGAAAACGAGAAGCGAGCGGCUUCACGGGAGGAAUUCCUGUACGCCAAUAACGGCAACCCUACGCAUUUCCUAGGCACCUAUGUCCAGUCUCGGGAGUUGCUCAUUGAUAUUUCUGGCCAUGACAUGACCAAGAGCCCUGCCGAACUCACCCCUAUCAAAACUUCGAGCCUCUUUGGGGUUGUAGACAGCGGGCAGACAUAUGGUCUGAUCUUUGGAAAGAUGCUUGCCUCCGAGGGUAUGAAGCAGCUUGAAUCCUUCUCGAAGGCGUUCCCCCUUCCGUGGGCCAAACUAUCAAAGGGUAUGGCAGUAUGGGACUUUACGACUGCCAGCUAUCAUGAGCCGCCAACUGGAUCUGCUGUAUUUCUUUGUGUCAGCCCCGAAGGCACUCAGACCGAGUUCAACCACGGCCUGGGACGCUUAUCUCAGCUCCGAAUCGAGGAAAAUGAAGCCCGAAACAACAUCCGAAAACUUGUGCUCUUCAUACAACAAGAAUGUGGUCUCACGUCGCCAUACGGCUACGAUGCCGAACGUGACGAGGAAGAAAAUGAGCAAGUCUUGCACAUCCUCCGUAACUACGGCUACAAAAAGAACAUUGUCAAGAUGGCGCGGUCUAUCCCAACGCAAGAGAACCUUAUCAUGGCCCUCAAAAACACCGUCGACCCAGAGCCAAACCAUGAAUACCAGAUGUCGAAGCAGGUUGCCCUUACACAGACAAUGCAUCUACUGUUUGCCAUCGCCAAACGGAGCCACCUUGUCGAAGUAUUGCACUUCCACAAGACUCCCCUGCUUGACCGCAGACUCCUGGCUAUAAUUCUGCGAGCCUGUCCUCAUGUAAAAAUGAUUGGAAUCUACGAGUGUCCCAUGCUGCAUUUGGGAGAUGUCAUCUUCCUGCUUGACCUUAUCCAUGAAGUCAACGAAGAACGCAAGGCAAAACACCUUCCGCCCGUGGAAGCACUCGAUUUCUACCCGCGAUACCACGCGGGUCGGCCUUACAAGACUACUCGCGAGUUUGAGACUUACGGAUUUACCUGGAAAGUUGAAAACAAUGAAGAGGUCCAGCGAGGUGUUCUCACUGUCAUCAUGCAAGCGGUUUUGAAGUCUCGUGAAAUGAAGAUCAAACUUCUAAUGGACGAGAACGCGGCUUUUAUGACGUUCUUGUCGAACAUUCCAAUGGUGCCCGGAAAGGUGUUCGCAUUUCUAGAUGGCCUUUAUCGCCUUCUCGAUUUGAAGUCCGUCAAGUCGAAGGAUCAAAACGCAAUGAAGCAAGCCAAGUACGAUGUGCUGAAAGCUGUACGAAGCGGUCUAGUGUCACAUAAACGUGACAAUCGCAACUAUUACUUGGAAAUGGGUACCAAAUUCUACUUUUGUGCCUCAUGUGGCUAUGAAUUUCUUUUUGAAUUCUUCCACCCGAACAAUCGGUUUGCCACCCAGUUUGAUAACUGGCUGUGCACAGGCUGCAUUCUGCGCUCAAAGCUGGACGAGGAGGCCGACCACCAAAAGCUCUGGAGCAAAGAUAUCAUGACGGGUUUCUACCCUGACUGGAAGCCUACGGAGUUCAAUGCUGAUGCCCCCAUUCUUGACAAUGGACAAGACCUGGUCCGUUUCAAGACUGACAAAGCGGAACGAGAUCCACUCCCUUCACAGGCUCUUUUGCCAGACGGGAACUUCUACCAGCCUAGCAAUGGAAAUCAGCUUGUCCGCGAUCUCAAACGCCACUACGACAGUGUGCAGGGCUUGCCCACUCUGACUACUCUUUUGAAGGCGGACGGACUGCGACAAAAGGCCCGAGACGCAGCUUUGAUUGCUGACUCGGAACGAUCGCUGGCUCUUUACCUGCGAACUUACCCUCACUUGCGUGAUCCUUCUAUGCGUCCUACUCUGGUAUCUAUGAUUCACGAAAUAGGUGCCCCCAACCACUACGAUGAAGAUCAGGGCCAUCAAAUCCCUCGCAAUCGAAACGGCGUCAAGUCUACGCACACAUUCGAGACUGCUGUAGAGAUGUACAGGACCUUGGAUGAGCCGUACAAGGGCACUUUUGGUCCUUAUGAGCAUCCAGGCAAUGAUACAUGGACGCCUAACGGUAAGGUGAAGGACGGAUUUUGGUGA